Molecule: messenger RNA, 2972 nt
Organism: Abrus precatorius (Indian licorice)
Lineage: Eukaryota; Viridiplantae; Streptophyta; Magnoliopsida; Fabales; Fabaceae
Product: probable prolyl 4-hydroxylase 9
Exons: 8
Coding region: 208-1107 (299 amino acids)
Biological process (GO): peptidyl-proline hydroxylation to 4-hydroxy-L-proline
Cellular component (GO): endoplasmic reticulum
Molecular function (GO): L-ascorbic acid binding; iron ion binding; procollagen-proline 4-dioxygenase activity
Source: RefSeq, a predicted model, not a curated record
AUUGGAUUUGCAUCGCAAGUUCGAAUAAGCGGGCGCACACAGACAAGAUGAACGAGCUGGAAAUCCGUUAGAAAAAGGCUAAUCCACUACGAGAGACGCAUUAGUCAACUUCUUUAAAUUCAGAGUUGCUUGGCACUUAGCAGUUGAUCCGAAACUUGAAGAACGAAAAACAGAAAAAAAAAAAAAAAAACAUUCUGCACAAUCUAAAUGAAAACCAAAGCGGUUAAGGGAAAUUGGAGUUUGAGGACGAACAAGUUCGGCUUACCUUCUGUCUUCCUUUUUUGCAUCUUCUUCUUUCUCGCUGGAUUCUUUGUUUCCACUCUCUUCUCUCACUCUCAGGAACAUGAAUAUGACCUGAGGCUGAUGGCGAGACCGAGAGCGAGAUUACUUGAAAAAUCGACGAAGGAGCAGACAGAGUACGAUUUGUUGCAAACUGGAGAUUCCGGUGACGAUUUUAUUACAUUGAUUCCUUUCCAGGUUUUGAGCUGGUACCCUCGCGCUCUGUAUUUUCCUAAUUUUGCAAGCACGGAACAAUGUGAACGCAUAGUUGAUAUGGCAAAGAGAGGACUCAAACCAUCAACUUUGGCGUUACGCAAGGGAGAAACGGAAGAGAAUACGAAGGGAAUCAGAACAAGCUCUGGUGUGUUCAUAAGUGCUUCUGAGGAUAAAACAGGAGUUUUAGAUGCCAUUGAGGAGAAAAUUGCCAAAGCAACAAAAAUUCCGAGUACUCAUGGAGAGGCAUUUAAUAUCCUCCGCUAUGAGGUUGGACAGAGAUACAAUUCUCAUUAUGAUGCAUUCAAUCCUACUGAAUAUGGCCCACAAAAGAGUCAAAGGUUGGCUUCCUUUUUGCUGUAUUUAACUGAUGUUCCGGAAGGUGGGAAGACCAUGUUUCCGUUUGAGAAUGGCUUGAACAUGGACGGUAGCUAUGGUUACGAGGACUGUAUUGGUUUGAGAGUAAGGCCACGCAAGGGGGAUGGACUUCUAUUUUAUUCAUUAUUCCCUAAUGGUACAAUUGAUCCGACAUCGCUCCACGGAAGCUGCCCCGUGCUAAAAGGGGAGAAGUGGGUGGCUACAAAGUGGAUAAGGGAUCAAGUACAGAACGAUUAGAUAAAUGUUACCAGCAAUUUAUUUUCAAAUUCUUACAACGACAAUAGUAUUUAUGCCAUUUUAGUGGUCAUUAAGAAUUUUGUGGUACAGUAGAUGUACAUCGUCAGGUGAAUAAUCCGGGCUAAACUUUGAUGAGUUGCAGAAAUUUUAAAGCAAGAUUGCAUAUUGCACGUUAAGAAAGUAUGCCAUUCAAUCACAAUCAAUAAACAUUUUAACGAGUGCCGUCAUCCAUAAGUCAAUUGGCAAAAAUAAUUUCGACUAAAUGUUUUAACACCAUCUUAAUCUCUAAAACCCAUCUUUGCAUUUCAAAAUAAAAAUGGGUUUUCAAUGCUGUACAUUGAUUUCAUCUAUAGAAAAAUGCUCACAAUACUGACUCUAACAUUGUUCCACUAAAUGAUAAAUGAGAUUUAUUGAAUAAGAAAGACGCCUAUCCUUUAAAAGGUUCCACGUUGCAUGAAUUUUAUCUGAUAGUAAAGUGUAUUGAAAGAAUGCAAUUCUCUUCAUGAGGUAAAUAAUUUGUUCAGCUUAAAUUCCAGUUAGAUAGCAAGUCUUUGUGAUUAUGAUGCGAUAAAUUUAAAACCUUUUAAAGGUUUUUAAUUUUUAAUUUUUGACUACUCAUUCUUCCUUGUGAAUAAUGAAACACAAAAGCAGCUUUAAGGGAUGGUCAUAUUGGUUUCAAGAUUGGACGAAAGUUGGAGCAUUGGCCAAUAAGAUAAAUUUUGUCCACAUUUCGGACAAUAUGAUGAUAGUGAAAAUUUUGUGGGAUGGAGCCAAUUGAGACUUCAUAAGAAUGGCUACACUAAUACCUGAUCAAGUGGGCCGCAUUAUAUCGAAUUUGUUAAGACCUAUAGGAGGUGAAGAUACGUGGACCUGGACGAGUAGCACAAACAAAGCUUAUAUAGCUUGUGGGGGCUAUACGUGGUUGAGAUGGCAGCAGGGUGCCGAGCUUAAUAGCAAUGAAUGGAAAGCUCUUUAGCAAGCAGGAUACCGAGCUUAAUAGCAACGAAUGGAAAGCUCUUUGGAAGUUGUCAAUUGAGAAAAAGGUGAAGUACUUCUUAUGGUUAGUUCAUUGGAAAGCUCUUCCAACUAAUUAUCUACGUUGGAUUAGAGGGCUUAGUGACAUCAAUCAUUGUCUUAAAAAUUGUCCAUUGACAAUGAAAGUUUGGUUAAGGAUUGGGAUUUUGAACUUUAUUCUAUUCUUUCAAGCUAACUUUAUUGGUUGGAUCACGCUCUUAUUCAAAGAAGAGAUGCUAUCCACUAUUGUGCUAUUAUGUGGAAUUUGUGGUUGUGGCACAAUAAUCUUGUCUUUGAGAAUGAAAUUUAGAGUAUCCAACACGUACUUGAUCGCAUUCAUAAUGCCAAAGAUAGUUGGUCUCACCUAGACUUUAAUAAUAUGCAUGGGCGUUUCGUCUUGUUUCAUAUGAUCAAAUGGGAGCCCACAUAUUUGAGAUAAGCAAGAAGAUUAGUUAGUUAGUUUUUCGUCUUGAGAGGGGCAUGAAGAGCCACACUUAGCAGAGUUAUAUGCCAUUUAGAGAGGAAUCCAACUAGCUCAUGAGGAGGGAUAUCAAUGUGUUAUCCUUGAAUCAUACUGCCAAAAUAUGAUCAGUUAUGGGGAAUUACAAUCAAACCGGCACGUUAGAAGAGAGAAUUAAGAGGUGCAUUCACAAUCUUUUACCUAUGUUCAACCAUGUGCUUCUUUGUCAUACUAACAAGGAAUCCAAUACUAUUGUGGACAGGCUUACUGCCCUUGCACUGUCAAAACUCCAGGUUAUGCAGGUCAGAAGGUCCUGUCCUUCUGAGGAGCACCGUUUGUUCCUAGUUGAUAAGUUAACUAGUAGUUAGUCUUUCUUAUUUUAUUUCUUGUG